Messenger RNA from Ixodes scapularis (black-legged tick), 554 nucleotides. RefSeq names its product MFS-type transporter SLC18B1-like. Gene Ontology annotation, molecular function: transmembrane transporter activity. The record is from RefSeq and is a predicted model, not a curated record. The transcript is spliced from 6 exons. Lineage: Eukaryota; Metazoa; Arthropoda; Arachnida; Ixodida; Ixodidae. Bases 15 to 554 code for a protein of 179 amino acids. Gene Ontology annotation, biological process: transmembrane transport.
UAUUUAUCGUUGACAUGGUGUCGAUUAUGAUGUCCUGGAUGGCUCUUGGAUUUAAUGACACCACCCUAGAGCCAAGCCUAGAAAAGUUCAGGCUGAGUAAUACCGAUUUAGGACGCAUAUUCACGGUCCAGUAUGCAAGUUGCGCUGUCGGUGCUCUUCUUUCUGGUAUCUUCUGUCAUUACGAGGCUGAAAUAUUUGGUUCUCUCUCCGGGCACGUUCUCGCUGCUCUCGCCUACAUCUUGUGGGGACCCGCUCCGUUUAUGGGAUGCGAGGGUUCUCUCUGGAUGGUGUACCUGUCACAAGUAUUCACUGGGUUGUCCUCGGCAGCCAUGUUCACAUGCUCCUACUCUCACGCACUCAAGGUUGUUAGGUUUCGUGGAUUUUCUGAAACCAUCCGGACCAAAAGUUUUGUGUCCAGCAGUGUGUUCACGUUUCUAGUGUUUGGAGGUAUGAUAACACCUCCUUUUGCUGGAUACCUUGUUGAAAUACUUGGCUUCAGAAUGGCAACGAUGGCUUUUUGCGGACUCCUGGCUGCAUGGGUAAAGUACAAUUGA